AUGCCGUCCGCCAAAUUCAACGAAGUCUACCAGAAGACGCGCGAGAUCAAGACCGGCCCGUCGAACGAUGAGCAGCUCAACCUCUACGCCUACGCCAAAGUCGCCCAGGGCGAGGACAUCUCCAAGGCACCCAAGGUCGGCAUGAUGGACUUCACCGGCAAGGCAAAGCGCAAGCGAUGGCAGGAAAUCGUCGACCAGGGCGUCUCGACCGAAGAUGCGGAGAAGAAAUACAUCGAGCUCGGCGAGUCGCUCAUCAGCAAGCAUCUCAAGUAA
Molecule: messenger RNA, 273 nt
Organism: Trematosphaeria pertusa
Lineage: Eukaryota; Fungi; Ascomycota; Dothideomycetes; Pleosporales; Trematosphaeriaceae
Exons: 3
Coding region: 1-273 (90 amino acids)
Biological process (GO): fatty acid metabolic process
Molecular function (GO): long-chain fatty acyl-CoA binding
Source: RefSeq, a predicted model, not a curated record